This is a messenger RNA of Melopsittacus undulatus (budgerigar), 1863 nucleotides long. It is a transcript of the gene CFAP206, whose product is annotated as cilia and flagella associated protein 206. Gene Ontology annotation, biological process: regulation of cilium beat frequency; sperm axoneme assembly; regulation of flagellated sperm motility. The record is from RefSeq and is a predicted model, not a curated record. The coding region runs from base 1 to 1863 and encodes 620 amino acids. Gene Ontology annotation, cellular component: axoneme; ciliary basal body. NCBI's taxonomy places the organism in Eukaryota, Metazoa, Chordata, Aves, Psittaciformes, Psittaculidae. The transcript has 12 exons.
AUGUCCUCCGAGCAGGCCAGGAAUGUCGUCGGGAAAAUCAUUCGCGAGAUCGGACAGGAAUGCGCCACCCAGGGACAAACUGUUCCUGAAACCUUAGUGGCUUUCAUGGUGAAAGCUGUUGCUUUAGAUCCAAGAAAUGACUUUAAAGUGGAUCAAAUACUUACAAAAGAAGAUACGCAAAAUAUUAUCCAGCUCUGUGUUACCAGACUGCUUGACACAACAAACCCAUCCCUGAGCACAAUCAAGAUGCAAGUUUACUUUGAUAUGAACUAUGCAAACCGAGCUGAAUUACUCAGUGAGCAGCACCGUGUUCUGGAGGCAAGGCUGGCUCCUGUGGUCAGAGAUAUCACAGACAGUUGUCCUCAUUUGCAAGAAGAAAUGGAAAAUGUGUAUCAAAAGAUUGUUAGCUAUAUGCUGCUGGCCUCCGGCCUAGGAUCCCCAACAAAUAUUGGAGUUGUCAGGGAGGUAACAGCUGCCCUGCAGAGUGUAUUCCCCCAGAGAGAGAUAAUGACUUUCACCUCACUUGGUAAGAAGAACAAAGAGCAACAGCUGAAAACUUAUGCCAUGCUAGUCACAGGAAUUCGAUUGUACAACAAAGCAUGUGGGAAAGGAGGAAGCAGCAUUGAUGACUUGCCAGCCAUUCUGAAUGAAGCCAUUCCGUCAGCUACACGGGCUAUCGAUGAAGGUCUUAAUAAUUGCCACCUACGGGCCCACCAGUACACAACUCUGUUGGAAUCUAUGCAGGAAGACCAACACAGGCAUACACAGCUAAGUUCUUUAAAAUUAAAGGAAGCACUGUUCAAUGUGAGACAAUAUGAAGCCUUCCUUUGCAUCCUUCUGUCUGAUGCGAUUACAAGUGCUCAAGAAGUUGAAAAGAUGCAAGUGCAGUUUGCAACAACAAUGGAGCAGUUGAAAAACACAGUGGAGAAUAAAGUUUCCGUAGAUGCCAACAAAGUUUUUCCUCUCUUUAUUGCACUUUCUAACCUCUGGACCGGCUUUCAGGAUGAGAUGCUACUGCUAAAGUCCCUCACAAGUAUGAGUAACAAUCUGCAACAGUUCUCGGAAAUCCAAUCACAGCUUUUUCCUGAGGAACUGCUAACAUCUCUUCUGGAAGGACUGACUGUGAAAAGUGAUGAGGAAAGGUUAAGAGAAACCAUGGGAACCAGAGUGAAUGUUUCUGAUUUUGAGAACCAGGAAUGGCUUUUCCCAGAGACUGUUGAUCAUUUUGAUCAGUUGCUAAUCCAAUACCAUGGUUUCUGUGCACAUGCAAUUGGUGUAAAAGGCCUCAUCCUCCCAGGAAAUCCUGCUAUUGGAAUUUUGAAGCACAAGGAGAAAUACUACGUUUUUACUUCCAAAGAAGCUGCAUACAUCUUUGCUCAAGAUCCAGAUAAGUUCAUUCAGCUGAAUGUAGAAAAAGCAAAAGAAUAUGCAGAGCUAAUUCAACUGCUUGAGCUUCAUCAUCAGUUUGAAUACCUUGUUCCAUAUACACAGGCCAGAACUCCAGACAAAUGUUUGAUGAAACCAACUGUAAAAUGUGACAGCAGUUCUCAAACUGAUACACAUAUCUUGCCUCCAACCAUUGUGACAUCCUAUGAGUGGAAUGAAUGGGAAAUGAGAAGAAAAGCUAUAAAAUUGGCCAAUUUGCGCCGCAAAUUAACUCAUGCCAUGCAAACUGAUCUCAGCAAUAUGAGAAGACAGAAUUGCACCCAAGUGUACUUGCCAAAAGAUGUUAGCACCCAGACUAAGCGUGACAACUCAAGCAAUGUACCCAGACCACAGAUAUUCCUGGAAGGUCUCCGAGGACAAUCAUCUACUACUGAUACGGUCAAAGUAAACUUAACAAGAGCAGUAGAUGAAACCUAA